AAACACAUCAUUGAGGGGAAACUUGCCGCUGUGAGGUUUUUUAUUUGUCUGCAGGCUUUCAGUCUAAGCAGGCAAGCUGGACGAUGAAAGCUGGGCGUUGCCAUGUGCGUUCACAUAUAACACUUUCCCCUCAUCUGUACACUUUCACUCUCCUUCUCACCAUGGAGCUCAGAGUUACAGCCCUGCUGCUUCUUGUCGUGUGCGCCACCAUCUUCACCACCACUGAGGGAGUCAUCCCACGGUGCUGUGUGGGAGUUUCAAACAGCAUUUCCUGCGGAGUUUUACGCAAAGUUGAUAAAUAUGAGGUACAGAAAACAUCCAGCUCCUGUGACACUGCUGCCUUGAUACUGCAUAUGAAAAACAAGACAUACUGCGCACAUCCUAGAUAUGAUAAAGUCCUGGAAAUGCCCAAAAAGAACCAGCGCAAGUGGAUCCGGGAUUGCAAGAAAAUGCUACGAAAAAUGACGCAGUGAGACACUUAUAUCCAAAGAGUGGCUCAGCAGCAGCAUGUAUUUUCUUUUUGAAUUAUUCUUUACAUAGAAUAUAUUGUAUGUGAUGUUUUGUACUGGACAACAUAUUCUUUACCAGAUGUGCUUGUUUCCUGAUUUUUAAUAAAAUAUACAUGUGAUUACCCAUAA
Messenger RNA from Pygocentrus nattereri (red-bellied piranha), 638 nucleotides. RefSeq names its product chemokine (C-C motif) ligand 27a (gene ccl27a). Lineage: Eukaryota; Metazoa; Chordata; Actinopteri; Characiformes; Serrasalmidae. The transcript has 3 exons. Bases 84 to 473 code for a protein of 129 amino acids. Gene Ontology annotation, molecular function: chemokine activity. Gene Ontology annotation, biological process: immune response. The record is from RefSeq and is a predicted model, not a curated record. Gene Ontology annotation, cellular component: extracellular region.